Messenger RNA from Lates calcarifer (barramundi perch), 839 nucleotides. RefSeq names its product leukocyte elastase inhibitor-like. The annotation marks the transcript as partial. The transcript has 5 exons. The record is from RefSeq and is a predicted model, not a curated record. Gene Ontology annotation, biological process: negative regulation of endopeptidase activity. NCBI's taxonomy places the organism in Eukaryota, Metazoa, Chordata, Actinopteri, Centropomidae. Gene Ontology annotation, molecular function: serine-type endopeptidase inhibitor activity.
UGUCGCCAGAGGUUUUGGACAGCAUGACCAGGCUGGUGCUGGUCAAUGCCAUCUACUUCAAAGGCAACUGGAACAAACAGUUCAAGGAGGACUAUACUGCCGAUGCUGAGUUCAGAAUAAAUAAGAACGACACUAAGCCAGUGAAGAUGAUGCAGCAGAAAAGUAAAUUCUCUCUGGCCACCAUUCCUGAGGCCAACUGCCAGAUCCUAGAGAUGCCCUAUGAAGGGGAGGACCUAAGCAUGCUCAUCUUCCUGCCCAAUGAGAUAGAGGGUGAUACAACAGGCUUGGAGAAGCUGGAGAAGGAGCUGACCUAUGAGAAAUUUGUGGAGUGGACUCGUCCAGAUUUAAUGGGUCAAACUGAGGUAGAGGUGAGGCUGCCUCGAUUCAAGAUGGAGGAGACGUAUGACCUGAAUAAGGUCCUGAUAGGCAUGGGCAUGGUGGAUGCUUUCUCUAGGGAAAAGAGCGACUUCUCUGGCAUGUCUUCAGCGAUUGACCUGUUUCUGUCAAAAGUCGUCCACAAGGCUUUUAUCGAGGUGAACGAGGAGGGAACUGAGGCUGCUGCUGCCACUGCUGCCGCCAUGUCUGAGCGCUCUUUAAUGAUUCCUGCCAUGUUCAUCGCAGACCACCCCUUCCUCUUCUUCAUCCGACAUAACACCACCAUGAGCGUUCUGUUCGCCGGCGAUUCUGCUCCCCUGUGUGAGCGCUGUGUCCCUCAGAGCAGUGUGACUCCACAGGUGGAGGUUACGUGGGAUGUAGCUACGCUCAAACAGUCCACAGCCCCUCUGCAUUGCUCUAGCUAUAAAUCACAUUUCCCCUCUCAGUUACUUUACAAAGUGUAA